GACAAAAUUGUAGAGCAGUUUUUACUUAAAGAUAUCCGUCAUGUUAUAAAAAUUGCUUUGAAUGAGGAAAUACCUUUAGAAAACACCAUACUUCAACUUACUGAAAAAGACAGAAUUGCAGUAAUACCUCCAUUGAGUGGAGGAUAAAUUUCAUCAUGGAUCACCUGCAGCUUACGUAUGAUAAGCUCUCCACAGAUAAAAUAACUGAUCUUGUUUCAUCUUCUUCAUGUGGAGCAAUAUCCUUAUUUGUUGGCACUACUAGGGAUAAUUUUGAAGGUAAAACUGUUUUAAACUUGGAAUAUGAAGCGUAUCGAAGUAUGGCUUUGAAAGUUUUACAAGAAAUUUGUAAUGAUGCUAGAAAAAAGUGGCCUGCUGUAGAAAAUAUUGCUAUUUAUCAUAGAUUGGGAACUGUUCCUAUAAAAGAAGCCAGUAUUGUAAUAGGAAUAUCAUCACCUCACCGAACAGAAGCUCUGAAAGCUACAGAAUUUUGCAUUGAUAAUGUAAAAAAGUCAGUCCCUAUCUGGAAAAAGGAGAUAUAUGCUGAACAACCACCUCAAUGGAAGGAAAAUGUUGAAUGUGCGUGGUCUAGUAUAAAUAUUAUAUAAAAAUUUAGAUUUAUGUUUAAUGAUUGUCUUAAAGACUUUUAUGUUU
Molecule: messenger RNA, 651 nt
Organism: Agrilus planipennis (emerald ash borer)
Lineage: Eukaryota; Metazoa; Arthropoda; Insecta; Coleoptera; Buprestidae
Gene: Mocs2B
Product: molybdopterin synthase catalytic subunit 2
Exons: 2
Coding region: 156-605 (149 amino acids)
Biological process (GO): Mo-molybdopterin cofactor biosynthetic process
Cellular component (GO): cytosol
Molecular function (GO): molybdopterin synthase activity
Source: RefSeq, a predicted model, not a curated record